AUACCAGAAGUAAAAGGGGGCCUGUGAAGAGCGGACAAAUCCAAAAUAUCUAAUUCCAGGCUAACACACGGAGAUAAAAUGACUGUUGUACAAAUAACCGCGUUUUAAUUUCAGAAACGCUUGCUUCUUUACACUUGUAGUUAGCUUAAUUGUGUGUUUGGCUCGUCAGUGAGCAUUUUAUUUUGAAACACUACUCGGAAGUCGUAUGUUUACCAUUGUCUGGCCCAUUUGACAGCAGUGCGUAUUUGUUUGCAGGAGUUGGGUUAUAGACAGUGACCUUGUUUCUGGCAACAACUGACAAUGGCAUCCGACAACGGAAUUCAGAUACCGAGCCGUCUGCCGCUGCUGCUGAGCCAUGAAGGGGUGCUCCUCCCGGGCUCCACCGUCAGGUUCAGCGUGGACUCUCCGCGGAACAUGCAUCUGGUCAGCCAGCGGCUGCUGAGGGGGACUUCUCUGAAAAGCACAAUCAUAGGAGUGAUCCCCAACACCAGAGACCCAGAACACGACACCGACGACCUACCCACCUUGCACAAAAUUGGUACAGCAGGGAUAGCAGUGCAGGUGGUUGGCAGCAACUGGCCAAAGCCUCACUACACCCUCCUCAUCACUGGAUUGUGCCGCUUUAGAGUGUCAAGUCUACUAAAGGAGCGACCUUUUGUCCUGGCAGAGGUGGAGCAGUUGGAUAAACUGGAGCAGUACACAACCCCAGCAACGGAGGGUGUCACAGCCAAAGAUGGAGAGCUGGGAGAGCUGUCCCACAAGUUCUAUCAGACCGCUGUACAGUUAUUAGGUAUGUUGGACAUGUCAGUUCCAGUGGUGGCUAAAUUCAGGCGUCUGUUGGACAGUCUGCCCAGGGAAACUCUACCUGAUGUGGUCGCCUCCAUGAUCCGCACCUCAAACAAGGAAAAACUACAGGUCCUGGAUGCAGUGACCUUGGAGGACCGAUUUAAGAAGGCUCUGCCCAUGUUGACCAAACAGAUAGAGGGACUAAAACUGCUGCAGAAAACCAGAAAAAUAAGUCCUGAAAAUGAGAAGAGGGUGUUUUCAGUGCGUAAAGGUGGGGUGCUCCCGGGCCGGCAGUUCAACCUGGAUGAGGAAGAUGAAGAUGAAGAUGGCGAUGACAUUGCAGUCUUGGAAAAGAAGGUUCACGGAGCCAAGAUGCCUGAAGCUGCACUCAGAGUUUGCCUCAAAGAGCUCAAGAGAUUAAAGAAGAUGCCUCAGUCCAUGCCUGAAUUUGCCCUAACCAGAAACUACUUGGAUUUGAUGGUAGAGCUGCCAUGGAGCAAAAGCACCAAAGACUGCCUGGACAUCCAAGCUGCUCGCACUCUAUUGGACAACGAUCACUAUGCCAUGGAAAAGCUGAAGAAACGCGUGCUGGAGUACCUGGCGGUUAGACAGCUGAAGACUUCUCUGAAGGGACCCAUCCUUUGCUUUGUGGGGCCCCCAGGAGUUGGUAAGACUAGUGUAGGACGCUCCAUAGCCAGGACCCUGGGCAGAGAGUUUCACCGCAUCGCUUUGGGAGGCGUCUGUGACCAGUCUGACAUCCGUGGACACAGACGCACGUACGUAGGGAGCAUGCCCGGCCGCAUUAUCAACGGUUUAAAGACGGUUGCCGUAAAUAAUCCUGUGUUCCUCCUGGAUGAGGUGGACAAGCUUGGGAAGAGCCUGCAAGGAGACCCUGCAGCUGCAUUGCUCGAGGUCCUGGACCCAGAGCAGAACCACAGCUUCACAGACCAUUACCUGAAUGUGGCCUUUGACCUCUCCCAAGUGCUCUUUAUUGCCACUGCAAACACCACAGCGACCAUUCCCCCUGCGCUGCUGGACAGAAUGGAGGUGCUGCAGGUACCAGGUUACACUCAGGAGGAGAAGGUGGAGAUAGCUCACCGUCAUUUGAUCCCAAACCAGCUGGAGCAGCAUGGAUUAACACCUCAACAGCUGCAUAUACCACAGGACACCACACAGGCUAUUAUCAGCAGUUACACCCGUGAGGCCGGCGUGCGUUCCCUAGAGAGGAAGUUCGGGGCGAUUUGCCGGGCAGUGGCUGUGAAGGUCGCCGAAGGUCAAAGCGUCACCACGACAGAUGCUUCGACCUCCGAGACACAGCAGGGGGACAAGGCAGCCCCCCCAGAGAUGCCCAUAGUGAUCGACCACGUUGCCCUAAAGGAUAUCCUGGGUCCUCCUCUGUUUGAAAUGGAGGUGUCUGAGAGGCUCACCCUGCCAGGUGUGGCUGUGGGUCUGGCCUGGACCCCCCUCGGUGGGGAGAUUCUGUUUGUGGAGGCCAGUCGGAUGGAGGGAGAAGGUCAGCUCACUCUGACCGGUCAGCUUGGAGACGUUAUGAAAGAAUCCGCCCAUCUGGCUAUCAGCUGGCUCAGAGCAAACGCGAAAACAUACCAGCUCACCAACAUGGUGGGCGGCCCAGACCCGCUAGAAGGGACAGACAUCCACCUCCAUUUCCCUGCUGGAGCUGUCACAAAGGAUGGCCCCUCUGCAGGUGUUACCAUAGUAACCUGCCUAGCCUCACUGUUUAGCGGUCGUUUGGUCAGAUCAGACGUUGCCAUGACAGGAGAGAUCACGCUGAGAGGGCUGGUGCUGCCGGUGGGCGGUAUCAAGGACAAAGUCCUGGCGGCCCACAGGGCAGGAGUGAGGCGUGUCAUCCUCCCUAAACGCAACGAGAAGGACCUGGAGGAGCUUCCAGCCAACGUCCGAGCCAACCUGGACUUUGUCACAGCCGCAAACCUGGACGAGGUGCUGAACGCUGCCUUUGAUGGAGGGUUUCCAGGGACGACCAGCACCCACACACAGCCUCAGCUGACCAGCAAACUGUAACACACCGAUGAAACACACAUUCACACGCACACACACAUACAGUGACCCUGUGAAAUGAAGAAGGUGUUCCUCAAUAGUUCUAACAAAAUAGAGUGGUUCAUCAGCUUGGACAUCUUAGUCUAAUGACUUUUGUCAUGUUAUUGAUCUGCAACUGUUUUAAGGUCCUUUGCUGUUGAGACUUUCAUGUUCAAUGGAUUAUUUUCCAAUUGAAUAGAUAAUUUGAGAUGAAUUAAGAUACAAUCUCUCUGUUAUGUGAGGUUAUACUGGCAUGGCAUCUUUGUUAAUCACAUAUUGGCAGUACAGCCAUUCAGAUUGUUGUCAUGUUGGUGCCUUUUGGGGUUCAGCCUCAGUUUUGUUGGACUUUGUGAAUGUGAUGGUGAAAACUGAUAAGUGUUCAGAUGGUCUGUUUUAAUGACUAUCUUAAUUGUGUAGGGUGUUCCUAAUGACUAAUUUCCCUGACGUUUAAACGGAAGUUUAAACUUAUACAUAUACUCUUUGACUGUGUGAAUGUGUAUAAGAGCCAUAUGAAAUUGUUAAUCACAUAAAUCAAUAAACAAAACAGAUUGUAAAUUCUGCUGAAAUCACUGCUAUCCACCUUGGAGAACAAGGCAGAGUGGAAGUGAGUCAGGAGCAGCUGUAGAGCUCAGAUCAGAGCGGCUAGCCUAUUUGGUGAAUGUUUACCAGUUCUUGAAAAUGUAGAUUUUUAAAUAUAUUAGCUGUGGAAAUCUUACAACAAUAGACUAGAGUUAGUUUUAUCAAUACAGAAUGUAUCAGAUACCAUAACGAGGCCCUGUCUGUUUGAGGUGUGGAAACAGUUUCUCUGAAGUAUUAAUAUUAUGACAGAAUCUUAAUCCAAAAUGCUUUUUUUCUGGCAGAAUUAAUCAGACCCAUUUAAUGUCUGGAGUCUUGUGCAUCAUGUGUGCCAAGCCGACAUUGUGUGUUUAGACAAUUCAUAACUGUAUUCAUAACUGUAUUCAAUGAUAAUAUACAUGCCAGUUAAAAUUACUUGUAUAAACUGCUUUAUACUCUUGCUUUAACCUUCAAUCAGCUAGAUGGAAAAAAGCAGAUACAGAACACAAUUUUUUCCCAACUCUUGAAAAUCAGACUUUUUUUCAUUUACUUUUCAGUACUUAGAUAUUUUUGUAAAGCUUUAUAUAUAUUUUAACUAUACAUACAUUCACACUCACGGGCAAUUUAGAGUCUUCAAUGAACUGCAUUGUCUUUGGACUGUGGGAGGAAGCCGGAGAACCCGGAGAGAACCCACGCUGACACAGGGAGAACAUGCAAACUCCACACAGAAGGUUGUCUGGCCCGGUAAUUGAACCCGGGCCCCUCUUGCUGUGAGGCGACAGUGCUAACCACUACACCACCGUGCAGCCCUGAGUUGCAUCAGUAUUUUAAUAAAGGAUUGUUGACUGUAUCUUACAUCAGGUGAUAUCUAUCUCGCAGUACUCUGUGCAUACAGUAUGUCCUGCAGAUAAGAACACACUGAAUUUCAGCAAAAAGGUCAGUGACAGGCAGAAGUCUGUAACCAAAUUUGUGUUGCCUACUGAGGUGCUGACUAAAGACUGGGUAAAAAAAAAAAAAAAAAAAAAAACUUUUAUUGAAAAGAUGAGUGGUGUGGAAGACUGUGGUAUUAAUUACUUUCAGAUAAGACACAAAUCUGAUUUGAUGCUAUCAUGAUGCACUUGUGUUCUAAAUAACUAAUUAAGAGUUGAAUUAAAGAUGCUUGAAAUCUUGAAAGUGUUUUUGUAUUCCUUCAGAUGUUCCCAUCCUUCAGUGAGUGACUGUAUUAAACACGCACAGGGAUAAAACUGUAACCCAGCUGAAUCCAACUAAUGCGGGAAAAAAAGUAUUUUCAACUCUGCGCCACAGAUGUGAUUUUUUUUUUUCUCUCUCUCCGAUGUAAUCUGAAACACCAGCAUGCAGUGUUUUGUUCCCCCCAUAUUUAGACAGCCAUAAAACUAUUCAUAAAACCAUGCAGAACAUUUUGUUAUACAUACAUAAAAGCA
Molecule: messenger RNA, 4838 nt
Organism: Anoplopoma fimbria (sablefish)
Lineage: Eukaryota; Metazoa; Chordata; Actinopteri; Perciformes; Anoplopomatidae
Gene: lonp2
Product: lon peptidase 2, peroxisomal
Exons: 17
Coding region: 301-2826 (841 amino acids)
Biological process (GO): protein quality control for misfolded or incompletely synthesized proteins; protein targeting to peroxisome; protein catabolic process
Cellular component (GO): peroxisomal matrix
Molecular function (GO): ATP-dependent peptidase activity; ATP hydrolysis activity; ATP binding
Source: RefSeq, a predicted model, not a curated record